Messenger RNA from Musa acuminata AAA Group (dessert banana), 3524 nucleotides. Its product is annotated as cation/H(+) antiporter 15-like. The transcript is spliced from 4 exons. Gene Ontology annotation, biological process: proton transmembrane transport; regulation of pH. The coding region runs from base 46 to 2499 and encodes 817 amino acids. Gene Ontology annotation, molecular function: antiporter activity. Lineage: Eukaryota; Viridiplantae; Streptophyta; Magnoliopsida; Zingiberales; Musaceae. Gene Ontology annotation, cellular component: endomembrane system; membrane. The record is from RefSeq and is a predicted model, not a curated record.
GAAAAAGCAUAAGGGGAAGCAGGUGAGAACCUGAAAGAGAUUUCUAUGUCCAUCAUCAAUCCCUCACUGUUCAACGCCUCGCUGGGGACAUCUCCCCAGCAAGUGUGCUUCGACACCAGAGCGAUCAACUCCAGAGGCGUCUUCCUCGGGGACGAUCCCCUCCGCUUCUCCGUUCCCCUCUUCCUCCUCGACCUCUCCCUCAUGUUCUUCACCGCAAGCACCACCCACUGCAUCCUCGGGCGCCUUGGCCAGUCUCGAUUCGUCUCUGACCUUCUUGCCGGCAUCCUUCUGGGACCGUCGGUGAUCGGGCAAAACCAGGCUUUCCAGCGAACAGUGUUCCCGGAACGCGGCAUCUUCCUCGUCGACUCCCUUUCUCUCAUCAGCCUCAUCUUCUUCAUCUUCAUCAUCGGCGUGAAGACGGACCUCAGCCUUCUUCAGAGGCCCGGGAAGCGCGCCGUUGCCAUCGGCGCCGCUGGCUCCGUGCUUCCCUUCGCUCUCAGCAUAUGCACCUUCCUCGUCCUCAGGCGGGCCUUCCCCGAUGACCUUAGCGAGGGUCCGCUCAUUUUCUUCGUCGCCUCACGCCUUUCCCUCUCCUCCUUCCCCGUGAUUGCAUAUGUCUUGGACGAGCUCCGACUUCUCAACUCCGACCUCGGCCGCGUCGUCCUGUCGGCCUCCCUCUUCAGCGACGUUAUCAACUGGGGCGUGGGCAGCUUGACGUCAGCAUACACAUUGAUAACCGCGGUGAAGACGCCGGGGACAGCAAUAGGGAUCGUGGCGUCGCUGGCGGGCAGCUUACUGUUCGUGCUGCUCGUGGCGAGGCCGGCGAUGAUGUGGUCGGUGCGGCGGACACCGGCGGGGGAGACGCUGGUGGAAUGGCAUUUCCUGGUGCUGCUGAUGACCGCUCUGCUGAUGUCGCUUGCGACGCAGGCGUUCGGUUUCAACGUGACGCUGGGCCCGCUCAUGCUGGGGCUGGCGAUACCAGGAGGGAUGCCGGUGGGGCAGACGAUAAUGGAGAAGCUGGAGCCGCUGGGAGGGGGGCUGUUCUUGCCCAUGUAUACAGUGCUCGCCGGGUACCGGACGAGAUUCGAGGAGGUGAGGAGCGUGAAGGAGUGGGGAGUGCUGGAGAUGGUGGUGGUCAUCUGCUACGUCGGGAAGCUGGUGGGCUCGGUGGCCAUGUCACGCUACUUCGACAUGUCGGCGAACGAUGCCAUCUCGGUGGGGCUCAUGCUCAACAUUAAGGGGAUCGUCGAGAUCUCUGCCUUCAACACGUACGCUUGGGGCGAUGGUCAAAUAGCUACGGCGGAGCACUUCUCCGUGCUGACCGUGUCCAUGAUGGUGAUCACGGGGGUCACCACGCCGUUGAUCAAGCUGUUGUACAAACCGACGAUGCGCUACGUGGCGCGGAAGCGCCGCACCGUCGAGCACGCAAGACCGCGUUCCCUGCUGCGCUUCAUGGCCUGCGUCCACAAAGAGGAGCACGUCGCUCCCCUCCUCGACCUCCUCGAGGCCUCCUAUGCUUGCCGCGACUCCCCCAUCGCCCUCACCGUUCUCCACCUCACCGAGCUCAGUGGCCAGUCCGCCGCGGUGAUUCGUCCCCACAAGCAGAGCCGCCGCUCCACCGCCCCCACCGCCUCCGACCGCAUCAUCAAUGCCUUCAGCUACUUCGAGAAACAACAGGCUGAGCCGGGGUCCAUCUCCGUCCACCCUUUUGUCGCUAUCGCGCCGUACUCCACCCUGUACAACGACGUCUGCUCCCUCGCCCUCGACCGAAAGGUUUGCUUCAUCCUCCUCCCCUUCCACAAGUGCUGCGACGGCGCCCAGGAGACCGUGAACCACGCUUUCCAGACCCUCAAUCGCAACGUCCUUGCCUUUGCCCCCUGCUCCGUUGCCAUCCUCGUCGAUCGUAGCCUCCCUGCCGCCACCUGCGCCCACACCAACCACCUCCUCCACCUGGUCGCCGUCUACUUCCUCGGCGGCCCUGACGAUCGCGAGGCCCUCGCCUUCGCUUCCCGAAUGGCGAACAACCGCUCCAUCACCGUCACCGUCAUCCGAUUGGUCCCCCACGUGGCAAACGAUGACAAGGAGAGAAAGCACGAUGAUGCGGCGGUGGAGCGGCUCCGAGAAUCGCACGCCCGUAACCAGAGGGUGGUGUACAUGGAGAAGGUAGUGGAGGACGGAGAGGGGACGGCGGCGGUGAUACGGGAGAUGAGUGACCAAUUUGACCUGCUGAUAGUGGGGAGGAGGAAGGGGGUGGAUUCGGCACCGACGAGGGGGCUGUCGGAGUGGAGCGAGUGCCCCGAGUUGGGGGUCAUAGGAGACAUGCUUGCAGCGGCGGAGUUCACGGAGAAGGUCUCCAUAUUGGUGGUGCAGCAGCAGACGCGGUUCGGUGGCAAGCUUGGCGUUGGUGGUGAUGGGACGGCAAAAGCGACGGCAGGUGGGAAUGUCGUGGAUCCAAAGAAGCCCGAAGGGGUCAGAAGUGGAGUUGCGGGGCAUAGAUAGACGGACAAGAUUUCACGCCACCUUUAUUUUAAUUAUUUAUUUAUUUGUUUAGGUAUUUUAUUUAUUUAUUUAUUUAUUUAUUUAUUCCAACUUUUAGUUAAAAUGCUUCAUUCGAAUCCACUCAACUCAUCCCAUAAUAUUCGUCUGACCCCUUUGAUCGCCCCAAAAAGCGCGCUUCGUUUUCCCCUCGUUGGCUCAGUGUCUUGCUUGUUUGUAGCCGCGUUUCUCGAUUUCUAAUUCUCGGCCAAAGAUUUGGGUUGAGCGGUAAAGAAGGUCUUAGAGAAGAAGUUGGCCGCCAGUUUUUCCCCCUGGUUCUUAUUUUGAUUCAUGAAAUCUAGUCGGAACGGGCUGUUAGGGCAGGCUUGUCUUCGGUGAGAGAGAGAUCGAGGAGACGGAAGAAGCGGCCUUCUUGGGUGAAAAUGGAGGGGUGGAUGCUUGGUGUGGAUUUGUUGGGUGGUCAUUGGAGCUCUCUGCACCUUCUCUCGACGAACGAGAAAGCCAAUUACAUGAACAUUUCCACUGAUUGGUUGCGCAAUCAAAUGUUGUGCAAGUGGACCUCCACAUGUUCCCAGUCUCUAGAUCCAGAAAAUGCACCUUGGUUUAAGAAGAAAAGGCAUUAGAAUUGAGAGAGCAUAUGAAAAAAGAAAUUAUAAAGUCAAUUUUCAUCUCCGAUGACCUCAAUUGAACUAGCUCUUGAUAUCAGAAUCGAGAGUCAGUCAUACGACGAAUGCCAGAUAUUUUAAAACAAUGAAGCUUAUAUCCAUAGAUUCCAGCAUGAAGCAGUAAUUGUCUAUGAGAAGAGAUCUAAUAUGGUGCCUCCUGUAUGGAAGUCUUUGUUCAGCCAGUGCAGAGUCAGUGGUCAUCAAGAAACACAUGGGCUGUAGAGAAUCUGGAGAACACAGGUAAAAGAUUAUGCCAGUUUUGCCGGUCAUCAUAGCAUAGCCUUCAAAGCCAGCUACGAUUCAUCAAUAAGAUCUAGUGAAAGUGGCAUACUGACAUGUUUCCAGCUUCUGGAUGCGGAAAAU